This is a messenger RNA of Mercenaria mercenaria, 11742 nucleotides long. RefSeq names its product microtubule-associated serine/threonine-protein kinase 3-like. Gene Ontology annotation, biological process: peptidyl-serine phosphorylation; intracellular signal transduction. The record is from RefSeq and is a predicted model, not a curated record. The transcript has 25 exons. The coding region runs from base 342 to 5945 and encodes 1867 amino acids. Gene Ontology annotation, molecular function: protein serine/threonine kinase activity; protein binding; ATP binding. NCBI's taxonomy places the organism in Eukaryota, Metazoa, Mollusca, Bivalvia, Venerida, Veneridae.
AAUAAUACCGCACAGACCGGAAGUGUAACAGCAACAAGAAAUUGAGAAAAUGUAGCGAAGAAUUGCACUGUGGAUUUGAUAUUAAACACAUUUGUUUGACAGUUUAAAAGAUUUUAAUUUUGAAUACUUGAAAUAAUUCAUAAAAUGCUAAAUUUUACAUUGGAUUCAGUAGACUAUGCAAAUUUUAAUUUAUAGGAAGUGAUCCAGUAAAUAGACAUGAUGAGUGAGAAAAAUGAUGUUUUUUUAUUUAUUUGUUGUUGUUUUUUUUUUGUCAGUAAGGUAUGAAAUUAAUAAACUUGGUUACCACAAUGAGUAUGCACCAGUGAUGGAUUUACUUUGAGAUGGCAAGUUCCAAGAAAUCCUUGAUGGAUAAAUUUACCAUGGAGUCAAAGCAGAAAUCUCCAGGGAAGAAAUCCAAGAAAGGGUCAAAAGUAUCAAAGUCUCUGUCAAGAGAAUUGACCGGAUCUUCGUCGCCAGUGUCUGGGAAGAAAAAAGCUCAGAAGUCGUCGAGUGAUUCUCUUGUUGCUUCUAGGAGUAAGGAUGGAAAUGCCAGGGAUAAAUGUGAUACAGAUUCAUCAUUGGAACGUCCUGCUGACAGUAAAAGGGAUAAAAGCCCAGGAGCAGCAGUGUCUAAUGAUAAAGUAGUGGUUCAUGAGCCUAUGGAUAUAGAUUCAGAAAAGCACGUACAUAUUGAAAAGUUGGACACCUCCUUGGAAGCUAAGUGGACCAAGCCAGAUGAUGAUGAUUCUGUUUUCUUUCUAAAACCAGAGUCCUCAAAAGCAAGCUCUCAAGUUAAUCAGGCUCCUGCACCUAGCACAUUAGCACUUAAAAGUUCCUCUUCUGAAUCUCAAACAAUCAAAGCAAUAACAUCUAACUCAAAAAUAAGUGGAGCAACUUCAACAAGCUCACCAUCAAAUAGGAGAAAAUAUUCCACACCAGCUGUUGAAGCUUUGAAGAAAUCACUACCGUCUGUGUCAUCCAAUUACAGUACAGACUCAUUAGCAAGUGAAAUGGAGUCUUACAAACUUGGAACAUCCAGAAGCUCUAGUUCAAGUGACAUUGAUACUCUCAGACACUCAGACAAUAACAGCUGCGAAGAAAUAAACAUUGGUGAAUGUAGCUCCACUAGUACCCCCAUAAAAUUUAGUUUGUUUGAUGAGCAAAAGGAACCUCCAACAACAGUGAUAAGAAAGCAUCCUCCUAAAUUCAGCCUCAUCCGUGAAGCAGCUGCAGAAGAUUUUGACAGCCUGUCGUUGUCAUCUGAUUACUCUCCAACAGCUACCACAACCAGCUUGAAAAGUUUUGAUGGAAGAAAUCGCAUUGAUGACUUUAGUGAUGAGAGUGAUUCUUCUCGGAUGAAGGAGAGCUCUGAAUUUAGUGAUGACCCAGACUUCCAUAGUCAUGCACAUUUUGUACCAUUGAAUAAGCAGCUUCAAAUUGUUACAUCCAUGGAUAGACUUAUGGACAGCAGAAGUCCUAGAAGAAGAUCACACUCGCCACCAAAGUCUAAUGAUCAGGGUCUCCAUCACCACUUACCUGCUAGAUUACAGUUUGUAGACUUCAUGAGAUCCAAUGGCCUCUCAACAUACCUUUACUACCUGCCAGCAGAUAUGACCUUGGAAAAGUUCCGAUUGUUGACUAGACAAGAUUUGGUAGAUCAAUACAACAUUGUUGACCCAUGUGUUCUUGAGAGACUUCAGAAAGCUAUAAGGAGAGCAAGGGAAGUGGACACUGAUGAAGAGUCUGACCUUGGAUCAGCAGGUUCCGCACCACUGUCGCCGGUUAGUUUUCGACGAAGUCAAGAAGAAUUCACCAGCCCGUUACACUUACAUGGCGGCAUCAGACGACUCCAGAGGACUCUGUCGGAGGAUAACAAGCGGCGGCGUGACAGCAUGCCAACGACACCUCUUGGAGCUCCACCUGCCCUGGGAUCUAUGGGUACCCCAACACCUAGUCCACUAGGACAUACUGUUGGAGCUCUUAUAGAACCAACCAAUCUGAUGAAGAUGAGGAAUACAAUUCUAGGACAAUCUGCUCCAUCCCUAACGGGGCUUCCUUUUGUCCCAACAGCUAAAGAGCUCAGCUUCAGCAGAAGAUCCAGCAAUAGUCGUCAUCGGAAAUCUGUCGUUGGUCCAAACAAGUCGCCAGUGUUACAAGCUCGAUGUCCCUCUCCUCAGAUAGGUAGUAGUCCCCAUGAUAGUCCCAGGAACUUGUCACCAAGUACGCAUGGCAACUUUGCCUUCCAGAAUGUACGCAGGGGUGAUGGCAGAAGAUGGUCCCUGGCCUCCCUACCCUCCUCUGGUUAUGGAACCAACACACCUGGUGGAUCUAGUCUUUCAUCACAAUAUUCAUCACAAGAACGUCUCCAUCAGUUACCGAGCCAGCCAACACAGGAGGAUAUCGGAAAACUGUACAAGCAUUUUGCAACCAAUGACGGCCAUUCUAGUCUGGAAGAUGAUGGCCGGCAAUCCCCACUGUCCCCUUUCAUGAGACCAAGAUCCCGCAGUCUCAGUAGUCCAGGCCGGUCCCCAGGUGGUGAUUCAGAAAUUAUUCUUAUGAACAGUGUGUACAAGGACAGAUUUCCUAAGGCUACAGCCCAAAUGGAAGAACGUCUUCAACAAUUUCUAGACCACUGCCGACUGAUUCACAAUGAGAGUGAGAUAGAUGCCAUCUCAAGCUUUCUCCUGCAUCAAGUCAUGGAACUGGCGAAAGACUGCCUUGAGAAAUCCCAUGAUAAGCUCAUCACCAGUGCUUACUUCUACGAGCUCUCUGACAGUCUUGAAAAACUGCUCAAGGAUGCAUCAGAGAGGUCAGCAGAGACCUUCAUGUAUCCACUCAUCAAGAAAAUGCUCCUGAUCAUCUCUAGACCUUCACGAUUACUCGAAUGUUUGGAGUUUGAUCCUGAGGAGUUUUACCAGUUACUGGAGGCUGCUGAGGGGAAGGCAAAGCAAUCGAUAAAAGACAUCCCUAGAUAUAUCAUUAGUAAACUGGGACUGAACAGGGACCCUUUAGAAGAGCUGGAACUUGAGAAUCGGGAGAGUGCAGCAAUUGAUGAAAGUUUGAAGGAUACAUCUCUUGUGCUAUCUGAUGUUGAAGAAAGCAUCGAUGGAGCACGUAAAAAAGAUCCGACUCCCUGUGAAGAAGAUUUUGAAACAAUCAAGCUGAUCAGUAAUGGAGCUUAUGCUGCUGUGUAUUUGGUUAGACACAAGGAGACUAAGCAAAGAUUUGCCAUGAAAAAGAUCUGCAAACAGAACUUGAUAUUACGCAAUCAAACCGAACAAGUGUUCACUGAACGAGACGUUUUAACGUUUGCUGAUAAUCCAUUCGUUGUUAGCAUGUGGUGUAGUUUUGAAACAAAGCGCCACCUAUGUAUGGUGAUGGAGUACGUAGAAGGUGGCGAUUGUGCAACUCUUUUGAAAGUAUCUGGACCACUGCCAUUUGACCUUGCGAGAUUAUAUUUUGCCGAGACUGUGUUAGCUUUAGAGUAUCUCCACAGUUACGGUAUUGUUCAUAGAGAUUUGAAGCCAGACAAUUUGUUAAUUACCGCUACUGGGCAUAUUAAGCUGACAGACUUUGGUCUGUCUAAGAUUGGACUAAUGAGUUUAACAACAAAUUUGUAUGAAGGAACUCUGGAUAAGGAUAGUAAACAGUUCAAGGACAAACAAGUUCAGGGUACACCAGAAUAUGUGGCCCCUGAAGUGAUCCUUCGCAAAGGAUAUGGUAAGCCGGUGGACUGGUGGUCAAUGGGGAUCAUACUGUAUGAGUUCCUGGUUGGUUGUCCACCAUUCUUUGGUGUUUCUCCAGAGGAACUUUUCUCUCAAGUUAUAAAUGAGGAGAUAGAGUGGCCUCAGGAAGAGGAGUGGCAGGUUCGAGAUGAUGCCAAAGAUCUCAUUACCCAACUUCUUCAGCAUAAUCCAGUGAAUCGGCUUGGAGCAGGCGGGGCACAGGAGGUCAAAGAUCACAUUUACUUUGAUGGAUUGGAUUGGGAGGGGCUUCUGAGACAAAAGGCGGAGUUUGUGCCAGAUUUGGAGAAUGAGGAGGACACUUCCUAUUUUGAUACUCGUGCAGACAGAUAUAAUCAUGAAUUGGAGACAGAAGACACGGAUAUUGACGACUCGGAGGAUCAGUUGUUCCACAGCUUCUCCUCUAUGUCUCCACGAUUCAGUAAAGUCUACUCUAGAAUUGAGGAGUUGCAUGAGGACUAUGGAACAGAUCUGCGUGAUCGUCGACGACAUUCAAGUGCCGAUGAAAUGCGAACAAGACUGCUUGAAAAGCAGGCCCUGGAACGAAAAGAUUCCAAUCAGUCUACUAGCUCAGAAAACUCGAUAGAGUUACAGUCUUAUCUUAGCCACCCGUCCAGCGAUCGUCACCGUGCCUUGUCGGACAACACGUAUCCCAAGCCUGAUCAGAAACCUGACCUGACUAAUCUAAGCAAGGGUGAAGAAGAGCCAGAUGUAUUCAGUAGUGCUGAAAGUACUCCACGGUCCAGUAUAAGUGUUCAGGGAAUGUCAAUGUCAACCUCUGACUCCUCGCAGAAUGAGAGUGAUUCAUCACCUGUAGUAACAAAGAAAACUGUUCGCUCAUCAAUUAACAUACCACAUCCAACUAUACCUAGAGUAGCCGUCGUGUCCUCGGAUGAUGAUAAACCCUCUGCCUGUGAGCUUUCCCCUGUAGAUGAGAUGCGUGAAAAGAAAACAGAGAUGAAGAUCAUGCAGAAAUCUGUGUCGGCAAAUGCACUAACACUUCUCAUUCAAGCUCCUGAAGAAUUCCACAAUCAACCAAUGGAGUCGCCGGGUUCAAGCACAAGUUCUCGAGAUGGUUCCCCAUCCAGGGAGAUGUCACCUCUAGCUAAGAGCUUGAAACCACCAAUAGUCAUCAAGAAGGGACCGAGAGGGUAUGGGUUUACCUUGAAGGCAAUCCGAGUUUAUCUCGGCAAUUCAAAUACUUACGCACUCCAGCAUAUUGUUGUUGCUGUUGAAGACAAUAGUCCAUCAUUUGAGGCGGGGCUUAGGCCAGGUGAUCUGAUCACACAUGUUAAUGAGGAGCCUAUCCAUAGUCUGCUACACACACAGGUUGUACAGCUCAUUCUGAAAGGGAAAGGAGAACUACGUAUCCGUUCCAUGCCAUUAGAGAGCUCAACUAUCCAGACAGGUGCUAAAAAGAAGGGAACAAAUCCCGGUAAGAUGGCUCGGCGAUCAAAGAAGAAGACUGGGAAAAGUGGAGAAAAGAAGAAAAGUAGGUCACUGUUCAGACGGUUAAGCACAAAACGAGCGGAACAACAGGGUCAUGUAGCAGGUCAGCUGGGACAUAGUUCUCCACUGACUCCUAGCAGUACGUACAGAAGCAGUCCAUUCAGUAAAUCUUGGUCUUUUGGUGAUACGUCUGCUGUAACAUUUAAAACGGGAGUCCAGUCAUCGCCAUUAUCUUUGACGUGGUCUCCCGAAUCAUGUCAGACUUCAUCAACUAGUAGUUCACCGAGUUCUAGUUCACCGAACUCUCCGGCAAAUCAGUCCCACUCACCUAGUAGUUACGGGCGACCAAGUUCUCUCUCUGGAUUAAAACAUAAGCGAACGCAGAGCUUGAAAUCUCCAUGCAGAAGAAAAUCUGUUCAUAACAUUCCAUUGUCCCCGCUGGCAAGGACGCCUUCACCAUCACCAAUGCCAGUGUCUCCCACACGAUCCCCUAGCCCUCUGGCUUUCACUCAGGGGCACCAAGUGGGAGCCUCAAGUCAGUCCCAGAAAACAAUACCUGCACAUUUAAACACAAAUCCAAGUCAAGCGAUUGUAAAAAGACAUUCUUUUUCGAAACACAAGCCGGACCAGAGUUCCCCAUUGUUAAGACGAGCACUAUCACCGGACAGACUUCAUCCAAACUCCGCGGAGAAAGUUCAACAAAGGAAAUCUUCUCUGCAAGAACACAAAAGUAAAUCGCUAGAUCCACCGUAGCAAGCUUUCUGUUACGUAGUUAAUUGUGAACAGUUGUACAUAGUUUAUUAUUUAAUUAAGAUAUUACUGCUCAACACACAGUGGCAUUUAUUAUAAGUAAAGCUUCUCAUUGUUUGAAUCAGUUUUCUGUAAAUUUCUGUAAGUUAGCCUGAAAAAUGUUCCCCGCUGAUGGUAGUUAGAGAAUAUUUUGUUUAGACAUAUUUGAAACCUUUCACUGUUUUAUGUUUCUCUACAUGUAAUAAGGACCAGAAUGAAGCUAUUCAUGUAUGUAAAUUGUUACAGCUUGGGUAUACUUCUCAUCAACUGAUAUUUUCUUAAAGAGAAAGAUGCAUUUUUAAGAUUUUAAAAUAUUGAAAUACAUGGUCUACCAUCCAAAAAUGUAGAAAAUGUAUGUAUAGCCAGGUGGUUUCUUCUUAACAUUAAUAUAAAAGUCAGAGUAAGAAUAUAGGUGAAAGAUGGGAAACAAUCAAUCGUAUAUGUUAUAUAAUAUACUUGUAAGGCAAGAUUUUGUUAUGUUAGCCAGUGGUACACACCUUGUAAUAGUUAAUGCAGAGUCACUUUUUGUGAAUUAUGGACCAACUGAGCAACUUAUAACUACAUGUAGCUCUAUAAGAUGGCUUCUAAUUUGCAUACACUUAUAUUAAUGAACUAAUUUGCAUAUGCAUAUAUUAAUGAGCUAAUUUGCAUAUACUUACGAUUUCAUUUGCAUAUUCAUAUGCAGCCUCUCGACUUUAAAAAUGGCAUGUAGUUAAUAUCCUUUUCGUUAUUUUACUACGCUUAAAGUUAUACCAUAUUAUAUAAAUAAACAAGGAGUAAAUGUUAUUUAUUUAUACAUUGUGUAUGUAGGUAAGAGAAAAUGUACAUUAUUUUUUUUUCCUUGAGUAAAUGUAUAGAUGGGUUAUUAUCAUGAAGAAAUUUUUGGUUUCUAAAGGUACAAAAGAUUUUUAAUUUUACUUGUACAGUUUGUUCAAUUUUAUGUUGUUUAUAUAUUUGGAAUUGCUUUGUUCAGUACAUUUUGUAUGUGUAAGAUUUGAACAACUGUUAACUGAUGGAAUUGUACAUAGUGUUCCUCAUGAUCUCAUUCUGUGCAUUAAUUUAUGUUAUAAGGAUAAUCCAGAUCCUCGAAAUACAGUAGCGCCCCCUACAUCUGUGGUUUUCUGUAAAAACUCUGUACCACAGCUGAAAGCUAUUGUUUUUCAGUUGGUGAGCUCUUCUCAAUUACGGGAAGUAGUUCAAUUUUUUACAACAACUUUCUAUUUGGACUGAAAAUUAACUUGCCAUAAAGAGAAUAAAGAGAAUUGAGUUUAGUGUGAAAAUAAUUUUUUUAAGUAACUCGUGUUACUUGUUACAAAAUGAAUUUAUUAAUUUGUUUUAUUGCUAACUGAUUGUAAGUGGUUUCAGACAAGUUCCAGCUAAUUAAAAGAAUAAUUCUUAAACAAUACACUACCAGCCCUUCAAAAGUAUACAUGUUGUCAUUAUUUUACAUAUAAUUAUCUCCCUUUAUGUACAUUUAUCUUAAAAAAUAUGAGAAAUAUUUCUGUAAUGCUAAUGUAUAUAAUUGUAUAAAGUUGUCCAUGUAUAGCAAAAUUUUCUUUUUGUAUAUAAGGCUGAUUAAUUAAGAAAGAACGAGCUUUCAUAGAAUUGUUCAUAAUGCUCCUAAAACACAAACAGUCUCAUGUUUUGUAAUCCAUACUUGAGGUGUGCUGGAAAAAAGGUGUAUCUGCAGGUGUCUUAUUGUCCAUAGAUUGCAGACUGAUAUUGAUUUCUGAUAUAUGCACAAAGCUAUUGUUGAUGACCGGUACUUUUCAUUGUUUUACAUUGUGUGUUGAUACGUCCUAUUUUUUUCACAAAUACUUAGUCUGCAAUGUGAGUAAUUUAUGGCAAGACACUGUGGGCAGAUUCCUUGUUCCUAGAAAAAGAAACUAUUCAUAGCAUCAAAACUUCUUUUUAAACUUUAUUAACAAAAAGAUAUUUUGAAUUUCAACAAUGUUUUGAAUAGUUUAAAACUUACAAGCGGAACUGUUAGAGUUGGCGGUGUUAAAAUGAUCAAACUCACCGACUUUUCAUCACUUUUGGUUUCAGCUUGUUGGAGAAUUCAAAUGUUUACAUACAAAGAGAUGAUACAACUUGCUACAAAGGACCUCAUUUGUGCCCAAAAUUAUUUCUGUGUAAUAUUUGUGGUUGAAUAGGCUGGUCUACAGCAGUUGGAAAACUUCAAUAAUGCUAAGUUGUAAUUUCAAAAUUAAAAAAAGCAACAUACUUUUACUCAAACGAUACCCCUUUUUUCCAGCAUUUCUCGGGUGACACGUUUCUUCAUAUUGUACAUACUGCUCGUGAAGCGUGUGCUUCGUGUUCAUGAUGCACAAGCUGCCCGUGCAUUUAUAUAUAUAUGUCUGUGAUACUUCAGCAGUAACUGUGUUCAUUAUUUUAUGUUAAAAAACGUCUGGUCUUUUGUCUUCUACACUCUCGUAUUCUUGACUUUACUUUUCUGAUGGGUUUAUUUAGAAAAGUUCCUUUGGGUUUAUUAAGCACUCUUUAUUAUACAGGCCGUUUUAUUAAUAAGUGAUUGGUCUGGAGUUAAUUGUUAAAAGUUGGCUGUAUUAGUAUCAGUACAUGAAUUUUGAAAUUGUAUUUCCAUUUAACCAAUUUGGAAUUACAAAACUUAAUCUAAAUUCUUAAUUCUAAUGUCUCAAAGUGUAAGGUUUUAGUAGAGAAAGAAUUCUUUUUAGUUUCUCUUCUUUCAGUCAAGGCUCACUAUGUACAGUUAAUACUUUUUUGAGUAAAUAAACAAGACUUUUAAAAAAAACCUGCUUGAUCAAGAAGUUAACUAUUAAAAUCGAAAGUACUAAAUAUAAACUUAAAAUGUGAGUGGAUGUAAACUUCGGAAAUAGAUUUUAGUUUGACGUGCUUUGUUGGCAAAUAAAUCACAGUUUUGAGUUCUGAUGCGUUGUAAUCUAAUCACUAAUUACGACGCAUCUGAAUGAAAAAUCAUGUUUUAUUUGCCAACAAAGCUCGCAAAACUAAAAUCUGUUUCCAUUUUUACGCGUCCAGAAAGGGAUACUAAUCUGCAUUAAAUGCGGUUAUAAAAAAAGAGGGAAUAAACUGGAGUAGCCAAAAGUAGGUCAUUUUGCAAAACGCGUUCUAAUCGACAAGACAAUACAUGGUAAAAUCCUUUGUUUAUAUAAAAGAAAAUCUUAAAAAGGUUAGAAUUAGAUUUUAAAGAUUCAUUUGGUAUGCACAUUUUAUCAUUUAUUAUACAAAUGCUGCGGUGUGAAAAUCAACAUUAGGGCCAUGCUACCAGCAAGAAUCCAGAUCAAUGCACAUUCAUACUGUUUAUUUAUCAAAUCCAGCAUAUGUAUGCAACUGAUAAUGGAUCCAUAUCAGUCUUCAUGGCACACGUUUAUUUUAAUUCAAAUUCGGCUUGACUGGAAUUGGUUGUUCUUACAUUAUUUGCUUCUGGAAAGCAGAAAAUGAAAAAUAUUUAAAGAGAACUCCAGACAUCAAAUAGAAAGUAUUUGCAGCUGGUAUAUUGAGUAACAAGCCUGUCGAAAACUUGAAACGGACAUUUACACCCUUAUUGAAAUGGUGAUGCAUAUGGGAUCUUCCCUUUCCAACCCACCCUACCUUUCUCAAAAAUCAAACAAACACGAAUAAAAACUAAUUCAGAAUCUUCUUGAGUUUGUCCAGAGUCUUGUAAGUUUACACAAAACAUUAAUUGAGCCGUGCAAUGGGAAAACCAACAUAGUGGGUAUGCGACCAGCAAGGAUCCAGACCAGCCUGCGCAUCCGCGCAGUCUGGUCAGGAUCCAUGCUGUUCGCUAACAGUUUCUCCAAUUCCAAUAGGCUUUAAACGCGAACAGCAUGGAGCCUGACCAGACUGCGCGGAUGCGCAGGCUGGUCUGGAUCCAUGCUGGUCGCACACCCACUAUGUUGGUUUUCUCAUGGCACGGCUCAAUUCAUUGGAGGACUAGCCACCUAGUCAGGCUGAGGUAUCAAGAUAGUAACUUGAACUCGUGUCCUGGGAUAAAAUUUUUCAUGCUUUUGUUGUAAAGCUGGUGCUCAGUAUAGAAUAUUAUAUCAUCACAUAGUUGUUUUUUUCAGUGCACAUGGAAUAUUGAUAUAUCACAUACUUGUUUUUUAUAGUGCACAUUGAAUAGUGGUAUAUAUUAGCUACAUAAGAAGUGCUUAAAGUAAUCUAUGUAUCUCAGGUCUAGGCUUUGUUGUAUCUCUCAUACUGUUGUUUUAUACUUUUGUUACAGUUUACCACUUUGUGUAUAGUUUCGAAUUCUAGAAGUUGAGUAUAGUUUGAAAUCUUUUAUCAUUGAAUAUAAUACUGAAUAGUUUGAAUGUUAAGAACUUAUUCUGUGCUAACCAGGUGUGCUAUAUUUCAUUUAUUGCAUGGAUAGUUUGGUAACUUAUACAGAAGUUAUGAAUUACACAACCUUGCACAGGGGCAUCCAUAGUGUAUAAAUCAGCAUUUAUAGUGUUCGUAGAAAGUAGUUUGUCUACUUUGGAAAAUAGUUUUAAAAAGAGUUCAGACCCUGUUCACAUGAAAUUGUACAGAUUUUGUCAGAUAUUUUUCAUCUGUUUAAUUCUUGCUUAAUGAUCACUUGUCCCCAGUUGGUAUGGGUUUAGAGGCCCUGCCAGGGAUGUAAAAUUAUUUCAAGCAAGGAAACGUCCGGCCGAGUAUUCAGAGGUCCACGGUUCUAACCACAUGCCUGCCAGAACAUGAAACAAUAUCCAGAGGGACAAAGGGAGUCUUUCUCCAUUCAUAAAGCUGGAAAGUCACCACAUGAUCUUAAUUUUUUUAAAGUGUAGUAAAACCAAACAAAAUAAAUUAUGAAAUCUGAAGGCAAGAUAUUUAUAGCGAUUGCCGGUAUAUUUGCAUUUUAAAAAUGAAGUUUCAGAAAUUGUUCUUUAUGGUAUGAUGUGAACGGGUUCUGAACUCCUGCAAUUGGUUCAAGCCUCAGCGCAGUCAGUUGUUGGAAAUGUGUUCUGUAGAAAGGAGGAUAGUUCUGUCCCGGUGUCUAAAUGUAUCUAAUGUGAAAAUGUUGCAACAUGGCAUAUGAUGUUGGUUUGACUGAAUAAUAAGUUAAACAGGUAGAACAAAACUUACAAUAUGUAACUUAUUUGUAAUGAAAUAAAACUUUGGAAUACAAAAGUAUGACAUGUGGGAUUACUGUUCAUCCUGAUCACUGCCAGUCUUCAGGUGUAUGGCUUAUUAGACUAGAUGCUGUGAUUUAGGUCAGUCACAAUUUAGUAGACAUGAAAUCCACAUCAGACCUCCCAGCGUAAUGAAUGCUUGUGUUGAAAUUCAAAACGAAUACAGAAACUAUGCUAGCAAAUACUUGAAAAUUUACUCUCUUUGGUUUAGGCUUUCAAACUUCAAUGUUUAUUGAUUUUAAAUGUAUUGCAUGAAAUGUUGCCAUCCUAGAAAGGUCUGUAUCAAGUUACUGUGCUGUAAAUCUAGAUGGAAGUGGAGGAAAAUACUGCCAUAAAAUCUCCCUUUAGUUUAUAGAAUUAGAGAGUAUGACUGUGUAUAGCCUCUAUUCCUACCGGUGUUAUACACCAGUAUAGUUGUACAAAUGUAUAUUGUUAGUUGUAUAGUAGUCUCUUUAUGGAGUCAUGUAUAUUGUUUAUUACUGUGCUGUGAAAUUUAUUCUCUCUCUCUCUCUCUCCUGAAAGCUUAAUGUGAUUAUAUUUCUAGUUCCGUUGUUUUGACUUCAAUUUCAAAAAUUACAUUAUUAUUGAAAUAAAAUUGUCAGCUGGCCUGUAGGCUGGUGACAUAAAAUUUUUAA